Molecule: messenger RNA, 3083 nt
Organism: Ictalurus furcatus (blue catfish)
Lineage: Eukaryota; Metazoa; Chordata; Actinopteri; Siluriformes; Ictaluridae
Gene: astn2
Product: astrotactin-2
Exons: 18
Coding region: 99-2822 (907 amino acids)
Biological process (GO): neuron migration; neuron cell-cell adhesion
Source: RefSeq, a predicted model, not a curated record
GGAAGGUUCUAGAUUUAGACAUAGAUUUAAAAAAACAAAAAACAAAACUCUCUGUCUGUCUGUCUGUCUGUUAUUCUACAGGAUGCCCUCAGAGCCCCAUGAGUAAGGCCACUCUGACGUUGAUCACAGUGAGCACGUGUGUUCUCGCCGUGGUGUACGGCUCACACACCUCCUGCCCACUGAGCGUCAAGGUCACGCUGCACGUCCCCGAGCACUUUGUCGCAGACGGAAGCAGCUUUGUGGUGAGUAUGGGCAGUUACCUGGACGUGUCUAACUGGCUGAACCCGGCCAAGCUGACGCUGUAUUACCAGUCCAACUCGUCCUCACAGUGGGUGCGUGAUUACUGCGGCCAGAGGACCACAGAUCCCUGCGAACAGCUGUGUGACCAGGAUACUGGAGAAUGCAGCUGCCUGGACGGUUACUCGCCUGACCCUGAACACGCACACCUCUGCAUCCGGACCGACUGGGGACGGAACGAAGGGCCGUGGCCGUACUCAAACCUGGAGCGAGGUUAUGACCUGGUGACGGGAGAACAAGCGCCGGAGAAGAUCUUCAGGUCCUCUUACAGUCUGGGCCAAGGCCUUUGGCUGCCCGUCAGCAAGAGCUUUGUGGUGCCACCAGUCGAGCUGUCAAUCAACCCUGUCGCCAGCUGCAAGACCGAUGUACUCGUCACCGAAGACCCCGGGGACAUCCGGGAAGAGGCCAUGAUGUCCACGCACUUUGAGACAGUAGACGAUUUGCUGGCGUCGUUCGGCCCGGUGAGAGACUGCUCCAAGGACAACGGCGGCUGCAGGAAGAACUUCAAGUGUGUUUCUGACAGACGGCUCGAUUCCACAGGCUGCAUGUGUCCCGAAGGCUUGCGGCCUAUGAAGGACGGAUCAGGUUGCUAUGACUACUCCGUGGGUACAGACUGUACGGACGGGUUUAACGGUGGCUGUGAGCAACUUUGUCUUCAGCAGCUCGUGGCCCUGCCGGACGAUCCCACUUCCAACAAUGUGCUCAUGUUCUGCGGGUGUGUGCAGGAAUACAAGCUGGCAGCAGACGGACGCUCCUGCCUUCUCCUAGCUGAUAACUGCGAAGGCCCCAAGUGCCCUAAACAGGACUCCCGCUUCAAUGACACGCUCUUCAGCGAAAUGCUGCACGGUUACAACAACAAGACGCAAGAGGUCAACCUGGGUCAGGUGUUUCAGAUGACCUUCCGGGACAACAACUUCAUUAAGGAUUUUCCUCAGCUGGCUGAUGGACUGAUGGUCAUCCCUCUGCCGGUAGAAGAGCAGUGUAGAGGAGUGCUGUCAGAACCUCUACCUAACCUACAGCUCCUCAUGGGAGACGCCCAGUUCAGUGAGGGGAUGGGAUAUCCCAUGGUGCAACAGUGGCAAGUCCGGAGCAACCUCUACAGGGUCAAGCUCAGCGCCAUCACUCUGUCUACAGGAUUCUCUAAGGUUCUGAAAUCUCUGACGGCAGACAGCACGCGUGACGAGCUGCUGUCUUUCAUCCAACAGUACGGCAGCCAUUACGUCUCCGAGGCUCUGUACGGCUCCGAGCUCAGCUGUAACAUCUACUUCCCCAGCAAGAAGGUGCAGCAGCAGCUCUGGCUCCAGUAUCAGAAAGAGGUGACAGAGCAGGUGAGCCGCAGGGACCUGAAAGCUGUACCCUUCAUCACUUACCUGUCUGACCUGAUGAAGACUCAGCUGCUGUCUGAUGACCUUGUGGCUGGAGUGGAGAUCCAGUGUCAGGAGAAGGGCAGCUGCCCAGCGGCGUGUCACCUGUGCAGGCAGGUGGGCAGAGACAGUCCGAGCCCCAUGCCGGCAUUGCUGGAGGUCAGCCGCUCGGUGCCACUCUACAGCCUCAUACAGGACAACUUCACCAAAGAGGCCUUCAAGAGUGCCGCGAUGAGCUCAUACUGGUGCACGGGCAAAGGUGACGUCAUCGACAACUGGUGCCGCUGCGACCUGAGCGCCUUCGGCAGCGACGGCCUGCCCAACUGCAGUCCCCUGCUGCAGCCCGUAUUGAGGUUGUCUCCUCACCUGGAGCCCUCGAGCACUGUAGUGGCUCUCGAGUGGGUAGAUGUGGAACCUCUGAUCGGCUACAAAGUGGCCGAUUACAUCAUCCAACAUAAGCGCAUCGAGGACCCAUCCGAAGCCGAGAUCUACACUGGCGAGGUACUGAGUCUGGUGGAUGACUUGUUCUCCGGAUUGGGUUCUUCAUGUGUGGUCCCUGGAAAGAAAAGUGGAGAACAUCCUCAUUCUGUUAUCUACUCCCUCAUCUUUAAGUGCCUGGAACCUGAUAGCCUCUAUAAGUUCACGCUCUAUGCCUUGGACAGCCGUGGCAGCCGUUCCGAGGCGAGCUACGUGACAGUGCGCACUUCCUGUCCAAUAGUUGAUGACAGCAGAGCAGAAGAGAUAGCAGACCGGGUAUACAACCUGUAUAAUGGCUACACGAGUGGCAAGGAGCAGCAAACAGCCUACAACACGCUGAUGGAGGUCUCUCCACCUACACUAUACCGUGUUCAACACCAUUACAACUCGCACUACGAGAAGUUCGGAGACUUUGUGUGGCGGAGCGAGGACGAACUAGGACCCAGGAAAGCUCACCUAAUCCUUAGACGAGUGGAUCGGAUCAGCCUCCUCUGUCGCUCUCUUCUGCGGAGUGGUUACAUCCAGAGCCGGACCGAGUCCAUGUCGUACGUCAUGUGCAGGAGUGAAGACAUGCGAUUGGCUAGCAGCACUUGGCACAGCUCUCUCCAUGAGACCCGGCUAACCUGUGCGGAGAAGAUCCUGUCUGUCCAGCGCAAUAUAUACGGCAAGUCCAAACUCCGGUGAAACAGCCUGUUUCACCUUUUAGACUCGUCCCUAUCUGAUCUGAUCUGUUUUCUAAACCUAUAUGAAAUGCAAGACUGUUCAACCUUUUCACCAAACGAAAGGACUUUCUUUUUUUUUCUUUUUUUUUCGCCACGCGUCCCCUCUGGCUCGUUUUUCAGCAUGGAGGAGGGGUAGAAGAAGGUAGCUUGGAAAUUGAAGAACUUUUACUUUUUACUUUUUGUAAGGACCAGACUAAAGAAGGCCUGAAUGUUAGGUCCUCAC